CCUUGUAGUAUGUCUCAGUAAAUUGAUCCAUCUCCUCACUAAUAAUGUUGUGUGCAAAAGUUUGAAUUUGAAAAAUGUCAGAAAGAAUCAUUGUUGUGAGUGUGCACACUAACUCUUCUUUUGAGUAAAGUUUCACACCGAAUUCAAUAUAAUAAGUUUCUUUGUAAACAGGGGCCUAUAUAAUGUCUUGUCUUCUUGUUCAACAUUCUGAACUCUCUUUCUUUUGGAUUAGUAGCUAGGAGGCUAAAGCUUCAAAUGGGAAGAGUAGGGGGAAACAAAGAGGAAGAGGAGAUUGGGGAUUCAAGGAGAUGCUCUACAGACUACAAUCGUCACUAACCCCUCAUUACAAUGGCCUUGUUAGCAAGUUCAAGCAUAUAAAUAAGAGUGAUGAAUAGGGUUGUAUUUCAAGGAACGAUUCGGUUAGUGACUCUAUUUUCUUUUCUACAUCCUCAAUUAUAAUAGGAUAACCAAGUAAAAGAAAAAAAAGGAGAUUUGGAAAGUUAGAGGAAUGAUGAUUGAUGAGAGCCUCAUCUCAUCCAAACGAGAGGGAAGUUACAAAUUGGUUGGAAGAGAUAUUAAAUAUGAUGUUGGGAUGGGAAGAAGAAAGAAGUUUUUGAUUUGUUACGGGUGAUAUUAAAUGCUUGCACAUCCCCGACGCUAUUGUUAUGGGAAGAAGAAAGAAGUUUUUGAUCUCUAGCUCACGCUAUUGUGGCGAAGGCCAAACUUUGGCACUCUGCCUGGACAGCCCCGACGCUGCUGCCUACUUCAAGGGGUGGUCCGAAUAGCAGGGUGAUGGUGGACAUCUCUUGGACUCCUCCGUCGAGAGGAUGGGUAAAGCUUAAUCUCGAUGGAGCUUCGAAUGGCAACCCCGGGUUGGCAGGGGCUGGUGGUGUGUUGAGGGACGAGGCUGGGCAAUGGAUCUCGGGUUUUGUGGCCAAGAUAGGAGAGGCAUCAGCGGUCUUGGCGGAGCUUUGGGCCUUCUACUACGGUCUGGAACUAGCCUGGAAGGCGGGAUGCCGGACGGUUAUGAUUGAGUCAGAUUCCCAGCUUGCUAUUCAUUUGAUUCAUGACAGGCAGGAUGCAGUUCACCCAGGGGCGGAGCCACGAAUUGCAUGACAAAAAAAGCCCGUUCACCACUAACAGUAAAAACUAGAAGAGUCAAAACAAAACUAAUAAUCUAAUGUGUAACACUUUCUUGCAAGAUCGCAUAGCAGAAUACAUACAUACUAGGUUAGUUGAUAAUCCAAUAAUUAAAUACAAAAGAAAAUAAAGCAUUUGUAUAAAUUUCGUCUAAAAUGGAACUAAAGCCAAAACUGAAAUAACAGAUAGUAGAUAUUGAAAUGUGUAGAGUAAAAAUAAAACAUAAGCUCCCAUUGUACUCGAACUACCAACCUCACGCAACAAAUGAGUGAUGAUUUAUCACUGGUGGUCUUGUUAUUUAUAUUGAACGAGAUGUAAUCGACCCUUUCCGUAUAGGUAGUAUUUUGAGUGAUGUGAUUAAUCUCAAAGACGUCGUGUACGUUUAAAAUAAUAAAUUAUAUUUGAUAUUUUCUUAUAGUAUUAUUUUGUUUGAAAAUUUUUUUGGCCCCCCCGAACUUGAAUUCCUGGCUUCGCCCCUGAGUUCACCCCUAUGCUACUCUGCUCUCCUCUAUUCGCAGAAGAAUUAGUAGAGACUGGUUGGUGCGCAUCUCUCAUGUAUACCGCGAAGGGAAUAGAGUCGCGGACUGGCUCUCGAAGCACAGUCUCGUCUAUCCCUACGUUGUACAUGAGUUUGUGCAUCCACCUUCGGGCUUGAUCCCCUUUCUGCGGGAUGAUGUGCAGGGAGUUACUUUCCAAAGGCGGAUUGUGACACCCGCCACCACCUCUUCUCUUUCAGCCUCUCACCUGUAAUCCCCCUUUUCUUGGCGGCCAGCCUCCUAUUAUGCAAUAAGAAGAAAAAAAUGCUUGCACCUUCCUAUUCCCCAUCCACAUUAAUUCAAUCAAUCCUAAAGUCAUUGAAUUGCACCCAACCAGCCUAACUAAAACGCAUGCACUUCCCCUCUCUAUUCAUGUGUAUUAAUUAAUUGAAUCGUAGAUAGAUACAAUCAAAUUAAACGUUUGACCUGCCCAUGCUAGGACACCAAACUGAUGACCAGGGUACUUUGGAAACCAAACGAGACUUCUCUCAAUGAAGGCCACUUAUAAUCACGAGAUAAAUAGAAAGUUUAUAUCUUUUAAAUUGAAAGUUGACAUCUUUUACAUGAAUGAAAUCAGUCUGGGUUUUGGAGAUCAAAUAAAUCACAUAUGAAAGGAUUCAAAUUGAGUAUCGAUGAUAUGACGACGAUUUAACAAAUUAUGGCUCGAAAAUCUGGACAUAGGUUUGUUGGCAAGUUAAUUGGAGCCACUAUUAUCGGGUGAAUUGCAAAUUUGGUCACCCAUAUUAUCUAUUUGUAACAGGUUAGCCACUCGAAUCACUUUCACUUCAAUUUAGCCAUUGAUAUUACACACUUAUAUCAUCUUUGGUCACACGUCGUCUAGUUUCGUUAAAUCUGUCAUAUGUGGCAGUCAACAGUUAAGUUUGACUGUUAAAAUGAUGAUGUGGCAACAACUUGACUGACACAUAGACACCACCUUUGCAGCCAUGUCAUAAUUUAAUUCAAAAUUAUUUAAUAUAUUAUAGAAAAAUUCAAAAAUUAAAAAAGAAAAAUUGGAAAAACUA
Messenger RNA from Linum trigynum, 2698 nucleotides. NCBI's taxonomy places the organism in Eukaryota, Viridiplantae, Streptophyta, Magnoliopsida, Malpighiales, Linaceae. The record is from the annotation of a GenBank genome assembly.